AGAUGUCGCUCAACACAACCUUCACCAAAGAGGACGGAACCGAGGUCGUCAUCCCAUUCAACGGGUCGCAAAAUGGGCAUCCGGAGAACGAGGAGCCAGAGGUUGAAGAAGCCGCGGAGCCCAGUUCUUCAGUGGAGACACUGUGCGGUGCCACGAGAGGCGACAUCAUUGUGAUGAAGCACACGACGAAGGCGCUCACAGAGUUGAUCGAGCGGCUCUUGCACUCGGAUGAAUUCGAAGUCCGUCGCUGCUCAAACGGCCAAAUCAUCUCACAAGGCCGCUGCAACGGAACAACGCCAGGAAACGGCAUCGGAGGCGGCGGGGCAUCAAGCGAGGAGCUCGAAAAAGCGCUGAAAGAUCGAGAUGCCGCCCGUGCCGAAGCCGACAAGCUCCACGCCAACUACGCGACACUGUUCGCCUCGUUCAACACGGUUCGCGAAGCCGCCAACGACAUCCGCGGCGAGUACGAGGACGCGAGGGACAAGCUGAAGCUCGCCGCCGCCGAAGUUGACGAGUGGCAGGCAAAGUUCCUCGCCGUCAAGGAUAAUGCGAAUUCUGAGCUUGAGAGAGCAUCCGUGGAGUACGACGAUCUUCUCCGAUCCCACGAUGAGAACACAAAGGGACUCCGUCUGCGUGUAAAACGCCAGGAAAUCGAGCUCUCCAGCAAGAACGACGAGAUCAAGGUGCUCACGAACCGCGUGUCGGAGCUCUCACAGAUUUGCGAUCAACUUCUGAAUGAUGUCGACGUUUCCGAUGGGAUGUCCGUUAUUUCGACGGAUGCAUAAUUUAUUUCUGUAAAAUAUAAUAUUUCUUCCCCCCGCCUUUUCGCUUUCCGCCUUAUAUUUUCUAAUUGUACAUGAAUUUUUCAGCUU
This is a messenger RNA of Caenorhabditis elegans, 872 nucleotides long. It is a transcript of the gene tac-1, whose product is annotated as Transforming acid coiled-coil-containing protein 1. The transcript is spliced from 3 exons. Bases 3 to 785 code for a protein of 260 amino acids. The record is from RefSeq and is marked reviewed. Lineage: Eukaryota; Metazoa; Nematoda; Chromadorea; Rhabditida; Rhabditidae. Gene Ontology annotation, cellular component: cytoplasm; perikaryon; axon.